Messenger RNA from Chilo suppressalis (striped riceborer), 1715 nucleotides. NCBI's taxonomy places the organism in Eukaryota, Metazoa, Arthropoda, Insecta, Lepidoptera, Crambidae. The record is from the annotation of a GenBank genome assembly.
AAUAGAACCAGUCCUCUCAUGGCAACACAACAACGUGGUAAAUACCAGGGGUCGUUUAAACAGGUAGGAAUAUCAUUGCUCCUUUGUCCUGCUUAUCACGUCCUGAUUAUGUUUAGGGAGGAAGCACCCAGUUUGUAGAGACAGGUAUAAUCCACAACCACAAAGAUAUUAUACCACGUAAAUCACCACGCGUUGAUCUUUUCGCCGGUGCACUAUGAGGAGAUCCCUUUUUUCCAUGUUUCAUGCGCAUAAAAAACGCGUAUAAAAAAGCCACAUCAGUUCAAAUAAAUAGGCACAUGUUCGUGUAUACUUGGGCAAACAUGGAAAAUAACAGUUAAAAGAAAAAAUGUAGAUAUACAAAAUAAAACCAUAACUUGCACAAAGGAAUACAGAUCAUUAAAACUGUUCCAGUUAUUUAUAAAUCCAAAUAUAGAGUAUAAUCAUUUCAUUAAAUGUAAUGAAAUGCUACUUUAUUGUUAUCGUCCAGCAAUAAUGUUACUUAAUUAUUUAUUGUUAUAUCAUUUUAUAGUAGUGAUUAUUUAAGUUCACUGAUCCCGAUAAAACUUAAAAGUGAUCGUUUCAUUAAAUGGAUUUUUUUAGAUCCAAAUCAGAAAAAUAAGUUCUACAAUUCACACGAAUACUCGACCCUCAAAAGAUGUAAAUAAGUACAAUAACGAACAAACAAUAAGAAUAAAAUAAUAAGGUAUUGGAAAACGUGACAUGCAUGAAUACGCGGAAGAAAGUCACGGUGCAUUAUCAACAGUUGGCAUACUGCAAGCAUGCACCAUCCUCGGUCAGCACAGGGCACAGGCCGAGGCUGCCCUCCGGUCCCCGCCCACCCCGUAAACAGGAAACAUCUACGUGGAGCCCUCCCGGAGCUCCGUUAUCUGCGCCCGCGCACCCCCGCCCACCCGCGCCACUGGCGGCUAUAUAAUCCACGACAUGCCAGCUCCCUACACAUUCACCCUUGUGUUGCAGUCGGAGUAACAUUGCAGACUAUCCUCACAUCACAAUGGCCGCCAAAUUCGUCGUCCUCGUCGCCUGCCUGGCACUCGCACACGGUUUCGUGAAGCGCGAUGCGCCUUCCACGACCCCUCUGCAAGACUUGGAGAAGCACGCAGCAGAGUUCCAGAAGACGUUCAGCGAACAAAUAAACUCUCUCGUCAACUCCAAGAACACACAGGACUUCACCAAGGCCCUCCAGUCCGGCUCCGACACAGUGCUGCAGCAGUUGUCUUCAUUCUCCUCUAGCUUGCAAAACGCGCUCGGUGACGCAAACGGCAAGGCAAAGGAGGCUCUGGAGAGCUCGCGCAAGAACAUUGAGAAGGCUGCGGCGGACCUACGCCAAGCGCACCCCGAGGUAGAGCAACAGGCCACCGCACUCAAGGACAAACUGCAAACCGCUGUUCAAAACGCUCUCCAGGAAACCCAGAAGUUGGCCAAGGAGGUAGCCGCUAACGUCGACCAGACCAACCAGAAGCUGGCACCCAAGAUCAAGAGCGCUUACGAAGACUUCGUGAAGCAGGCCGAGGACGUGCAGAAGAAACUCCACGAAGCCGCAAACAAGCAGUGAGCCGCCCCUUGUAACAUCCCACCCAGCACUACAGAGUGUAAUGCGAAAUAAACGACGUUAGACCCAAAAAAAUAUGCUUUUCUUUACCCAUUUAAGAUUUAUCUUAAAACGUUUACAUAAUAAUGACAUGAGGAAAUACUUA